Alternaria atra is the source of this 1650-nucleotide messenger RNA. RefSeq lists its product as uncharacterized. The coding region runs from base 1 to 1650 and encodes 549 amino acids. The transcript is spliced from 10 exons. Gene Ontology annotation, cellular component: mitochondrion. The record is from RefSeq and is a predicted model, not a curated record. NCBI's taxonomy places the organism in Eukaryota, Fungi, Ascomycota, Dothideomycetes, Pleosporales, Pleosporaceae. Gene Ontology annotation, biological process: lactate catabolic process. Gene Ontology annotation, molecular function: D-lactate dehydrogenase (NAD+) activity; D-lactate dehydrogenase (cytochrome) activity; FAD binding.
AUGUUCCGCCAGCCAACAGCGCGACUGAGGCAAAUAGUCUCACCUUUGCUCAAGCGUGGCGCUCGAGCACGUACCGGAGGCGAGCAGACAUUCAAAUCCAAACAAUUCCAACAACCCUUUUGGAACUCGGGAAGGGUCCUGCUGUUUUCUGCAGUUACCGGCACAACUACAUACUUCUACGGCGCCAACGAUGAACCUCAUAGGAUUCAAAUGCCAUGGCUCAAGUCUUCAGGGCCCCAAUAUGCGUCCAAAUACGAGAUGGAGAAGGCAAUUGAAGAAUUGAGGACGACGCUCGGAGAAGAUGCAAUUAGUACCGACGAUGAAGAUUUGCACAGACACGGAUACUCAGAAUGGUCUUCCAUCAACAUCGACCAGCUCCCAGUCGCGGUAGCAUACCCAAAGUCCACUGAAGAGUGUGCCUCGAUCGCCAAAGUUUGCUACAAAUACAAGAUACCCAUGAUUCCCUACUCUGGAGGAUCAAGCCUGGAGGCCAACUUCUCGGCUCCAUUCGGUGGCAUGAGCAUCGACUUUUCAUUCAUGGACCAGAUCAUAGCUCUGCAUGAAGAUGAUAUGGAUGUGGUAGUUCAGCCUUCCGUACCCUGGAUGAGUCUCAACGACCAGAUCAAAGACUCGGGUCUAUUUUUCCCAGUUGAUCCUGGCCCAUCGGCUCGAAUUGGAGGCAUGGUGGGUACAAGCUGCAGUGGGACCAACGCGGUGCGAUACGGCACGAUGAAGGAUUGGGUCAUCAAUCUGACCGUAGUCCUUGCAGACGGCACAGUCAUCAAGACAAGACGCAGGCCCAGAAAAUCUUCGGCCGGAUACAAUCUUACCAAUCUCUUCGUUGGCUCCGAAGGAACACUCGGCAUAGUGACUGAGAUCACUUUGAAACUCGCUGUGGUACCACAAGAAACCAGCGUUGCAGUUGUGACCUUUCCAACAAUCCGAGAUGCUGCAGCAGCAGCUUCCAAGGUGUUGCGCGCCGGGAUCCCAGUGGCUGCGAUGGAAAUUAUGGAUGACGUGCAAAUGGGUGUGAUCAACAAAGCCGGAUCAACGACCAAGAAGUGGAAAGAAUUACCAACCAUGUUCUUCAAAUUCUCGGGAACCAAGGCAGGGGUACAGGAGAACAUUGAGCUGGUAAAGUCCAUUUCCAAGAAACACAAAAGUGGAGACUUUGAGUUUGCUGUCAGCGCAGAGGAGCAGAAGACAUUAUGGUCAGCGCGCAAGGAGUCUCUGUGGAGCAUGUUGGCGCUCCGUCGCGAAGGUGACGAGGUGUGGUCAACAGAUGUUGCUGUGCCUAUUUCCAGACUGCCCGACAUUAUCGAAAUCUCCAAGAAGGAAAUGGACGACCUCGGCCUUUUCGCGAGUAUCUUGGGUCAUAUCGGAGACGGCAACUUCCACGAAAGCAUCAUGUACAACAGCAAGGAUCCCAAGGAGAGAGCAGCCGUCGAGAAAUGCGUUCACGAUAUGGUCGACCGUGCGCUUGAGAUGGAGGGCACAUGUACCGGCGAGCACGGCAUCGGCCUGGGGAAGAAAGCAUCAUUGCAGAAGGAGCUUGGUCUCGAGACCAUUAACGUAAUGAGAAGCAUCAAAGGCGCGUUGGAUCCGUACUGGCUCAUGAACCCGGGAAAGAUCAUGGACGCUCAAGCGUAG